Orbicella faveolata is the source of this 1220-nucleotide messenger RNA. RefSeq names its product dnaJ homolog subfamily B member 13-like. Gene Ontology annotation, molecular function: protein-folding chaperone binding. Gene Ontology annotation, cellular component: cytosol. Lineage: Eukaryota; Metazoa; Cnidaria; Anthozoa; Scleractinia; Merulinidae. The record is from RefSeq and is a predicted model, not a curated record.
CAAUCUUCUCACCGAGCGCCAUAUUUUAGCAACACUCUUCACAGUUGUUACGAUGGGGCAAGAUUAUUACGCUGUUUUAGGCCUUACAAGAAGAGCCAAUGAUGCAGACAUCAAAAAGUCCUAUCGCAAGUUGUCGCUGAAGUUGCACCCUGACAAGAACCAAGAGCCAGGAGCGGAUCUGAAGUUUAAGCAAGUCGCGGAGGCCUAUGAUGUAUUGAGCGAUCCCAAGAAGAGAGCCAUUUACGAUCAAUUUGGAGAAGAAGGUCUGAAAGGAGGAGUUCCUGAAAAAGAUGGAUGGACACCAGGAUACACAUUUCAUGGAGAUGCAGGAAGGGUGUUCAAAGAAUUUUUUGGGGGAGAUAAUCCAUUUGCUGAAUUGUUUGAUUCGUAUGAUCCAGAGGUUGGGUUUGGUGGAAUUCAUGGCCGUGGUCGUCGUAAACAGGAUCCACCCAUAGAGAGAGAACUGUACCUUACACUAGAAGAAGUAUUUAAAGGAUGUGUUAAGAAGAUGAAAAUUUCAAGGAGGGUGAUGAAUGAGGAUGGUCACACAUCCAAUAUUCGGGACAAGAUUUUAACAAUAAACGUGAAACCAGGUUGGAGGGCAGGAACAAAAAUCACAUUUCCCAAGGAGGGAGACCAGGGUCCCAACAAUAUACCAGCGGACAUUGUGUUUAUUGUUAAAGACAAGCCUCAUCCAAUCUUCAAACGCGAUGACGACAAUAUCAUUUAUACUGCUACUGUUCCUCUUGGAAAGGCACUCACAGGAUGUGUAGUGGAUGUUCCCACACUAGAUGGACGACUCAUAAGCAUCCCAAUCAAUGACAUUGUCAAACCAGGCUAUCAGAAGGUGGUACCAAGCGAGGGAAUGCCCAUCUCCAAGGAUCCAGCUACCAAGGGAGAUCUUAUAAUAGAGUUCAACAUAGAAUUCCCAAACCAACUCAACCCUGAACAGAAGAGAAUGCUCAAGGAAGCACUAUUGCUCCCUUCAUGAGCUGUAUUUGUAUCGUCAACAUAAAGUUGCAUCAUACUUGAACAAUAUUUAUAAUAACAUCUUGUACUAUACGAUCUCAAUUCACCAGUUCUUCAAAUUUAGUUUCCAAACUGAUGCAUCUUAUGCUCCACCAUUUUGUCGUGGAAGUUGUAAUAAUUUAACUGCAGUACUUAGAAUUUUAUAUUUGUACAUAGAUGAACAGAUAAUUAAACCAUGUCACAAACAUGUA